Molecule: messenger RNA, 2177 nt
Organism: Zingiber officinale
Lineage: Eukaryota; Viridiplantae; Streptophyta; Magnoliopsida; Zingiberales; Zingiberaceae
Exons: 2
Coding region: 1-711 (236 amino acids)
Source: RefSeq, a predicted model, not a curated record
AUGUCGAAGCAGAGAAGUGGAGGCCGAGGCGCGAUGAGGGGCGACCGGAGAUCCUCGGCCGAUGCCUCGGAGGUGGUUCUGUGGCGAGAGGAAGAGGACGACGGCGGCGGAGUUGUGGAGGCGAAUGGGGAAGAGGCCGGGUGGAAGUGCUGGCGGCACCUGUCGCAGCCUCGCUACGGCGUCUGCCCCGCUUGCCUCCGCGACCGCCUCCUCCUUCUCUGCCCUGAUUGCGCCCGCACCCGCCCCUGCAUUUGCGGUAGCUUCGCAUCCUCCUCCUCCUCCUCCUCUUCUUUUUCUUCCCGUUCCUCCGCCGAGCCCAUCAGAUCCGGCUCUCGGAGAGGCGACGGCGCGGAGAUCGGCGCGGUCGGGCCCGUCAUGCGUCUCAUCGAGCGCGAGCCGGCCUUCCAGCGGUCGCGAUCGGUCGGGUUGCAGCUUCUCAGGUCGAAGCCGACGGCCGCCGACGUGGAGCCUUCGCCUUCGAGGUCGCGAGGGCCCAAGAUUUGGGCGCCGUUCUGGAGGCGAAACCAGCCGAUGGAGGACACAAAACAACCCAAUCUCUACAGAUCGAGGUCAGUGGCCGCCGGGCACUUGCCUGACGCCGGCGCCGGAGCGGAAACGGAGGGAAUAAGGAAGCGGUUGCGGUGGCACUUCCCGAGCCCUAUCAAGGCGUUGCGGAGCAGGAUAGCGACGGCGAAGGCGGUGGUGCGGUAGCCCUCCCCGUGUCCCGCGGGUGACCGCACCGAAUCUUCGAGAUAUUUUUUAUUCUUCUUCGAUAACGCAGGAAUGCACAUUGUUCAUUGAUGGCAUGGGGCAGAGCUGAAGCCUGAACAGUGAGUAGGUAGGCAUUGCCAUCAGAGGGGACACAUCCUUUGAGAGAGUGGACUCAUAAACUACCCUUUUGUUCCAGUUCAUGGUCUAAAAAAUCAUUCUUUGUUGGCUUUAUCCGAGGAUACGAUGGCUCCACCAUGUUACAAUCUGCUCUUUUUAAACAUCUUCAUUCUGGGAACAGUAGAUCUUCGUCUAAAAUUAUAAUUGUGGCAUUUAAAAGAUCUUUGUAACAGUCUCAGGAAAGAACUCAAAUGUCAAAGUGUGUGCCGCACGACCUGCUUCGGCCUGUAAUUCCUCGACGUGAAAACAUAAGCUGUGAGAUUCAAUGUACAGAUGCUUGUUAGCAACAGGAAGUAAAAAUCUAAGUGGCCUUUGUUCAGAUCAUCUGGUAUCCACCCUGGACUUCCUCCAUUCGCCGUGAAUCGAACCACGAGUGUCAAGAUAAGAGAACUCAAGUAACUUCCCAGCGAGAUGGCAAGCAAUGAGAUAGCUGUGCACAUGCUCUUCAUCAUCUCAGGUGCCUGGCUGUAGAAGAAUUCAUGCUGUGCGAUGAAGCAGAAGGCCUCGGAGCCGGCCACGAUGAAGUACUGGGGCAGUUGCCAAGCGAUUGUUAAUUCUGCACCAGCCUCGGCGCUGUGUAAUCUUCGGGACUCUGUAAAUGCAGCUGUUGCCAUUGCCAAGAUCAUCAUAAAUUGACCGAUCCCGAUCCUCUGUAGCUGAGAAAGUCCCAUUUCAUUAUUGUAAAUUCUUCUUGUCGCCGGUGCUAUGAUUUUGUUGUAAGCCAGGACCCAGGCCAUAACACUGACAACCUCAAAGGAAGACAGAGAAGCAGGAGGAACCGAGAAGGAUUUGAUCUUUGUGUUCAUCGCGCUCCCUUGCUGGAUAAAAGUAGUUGCCAUUUGACAAUAUGCAGCUGAAAAGAUGACACCAGCUAUCCAUAUUGGCAGCAAACGAACGAGUAUCUUUGCCUCUUCGACUCGAGUUAUUGUACAAAGCCUCCAAGAAUUGCAAAGAUUUGUGCCCUUUCGGUCAAAGUCUGUGACUAUAGCCGCCUUAUCUAGAAAUCUGAAGAUUUCAUAUUGUUAGUCGAUGUCUUUCACCAAAAAAAAGAAAACUGGAGGUGAAAAUUGAUAUAGAAAGCAUUGAUGAUCAUGAGAAUUACCUGAAUUCUUCGGAAUGUGCUAGUCUUUGGCGUCCGAAAUUCUGUGCAGUUGUAUCAUCCACCUCGUAUAAGAGCCGGCUAUCAAGAGGAACUUCCAACCGAAUCUUCCUGAAUGCAGCAAUCACAACCUGAAGAACACUCUUCAACGAACUCGUCCCACUUGGCGCUCGCAAAUGAUAUGCCGGUG